AUGAAGGCCUCUGCUGUUACUGCAGCUCUCGCCGUCGGUGCCUCCACCGUUCUGGCAGCCCCCUCCAUCAAGGCCCGUGACGACGUCACUCCCAUCACUGUCAAGGGUAAUGCCUUCUUCAAGGGAGAUGAGCGUUUCUAUAUGCGCGGUGUCGACUACCAGCCCGGUGGCUCCUCCGACCUGGCUGACCCCAUCGCUGAUGCCGAUGGUUGCAAGCGUGACAUUGCCAAGUUCAAGGAGCUGGGCCUGAACACCAUCCGUGUCUACUCGGUCGACAACUCCAAGAACCACGAUGAGUGUAUGAAUGCACUGGCUGAUGCUGGCAUCUAUCUGGUGCUCGAUGUCAACACUCCCAAGUACUCCAUCAACCGUGCCAAGCCUAAGGAGUCGUACAACGAUGUCUACCUCCAGUAUAUCUUCGCUACCGUUGAUGCUUUCGCCGGUUACAAGAACACCCUCGCUUUCUUCUCCGGUAACGAGGUUAUCAACGAUGGCCCUUCCUCCUCUGCUGCUCCCUAUGUCAAGGCCGUCACUCGUGAUCUGCGUCAGUACAUCCGUAGCCGCAACUACCGUGAGAUUCCUGUCGGCUACUCUGCUGCCGAUAUCGACACCAACCGUCUUCAGAUGGCUCAGUAUAUGAACUGCGGUCCCGAUGACGAGCGCAGUGACUUCUUCGCUUUCAACGACUACUCCUGGUGCGACCCCUCCUCUUUCACAACCUCGGGCUGGGAUCAGAAGGUCAAGAACUUCACUGGCUACGGUCUUCCUCUCUUCCUGUCCGAAUACGGCUGCAACACCAACAAGCGUCAAUUCCAAGAAGUCGGCUCCCUCUACUCCACGGACAUGACUGGUGUCUACUCUGGUGGCCUCGUGUACGAGUACUCUCAGGAGGCCAGCAACUACGGUCUGGUGGAGAUUAGCGGCAACAACGUCAAGGAGCUCCCAGAUUUCAGCGCUCUGAAGACUGCGUUCGAAAAGACCUCCAACCCCUCCGGCGACGGCAACUACAACAAGACUGGUGGUGCCAACCCUUGCCCCGCUAAGGACUCUCCCAACUGGGACGUUGACAACGAUGCUCUUCCUGCCAUCCCCGAGCCUGCCAAGAAGUACAUGACUGAGGGUGCUGGCAAGGGCCCUGGUUUCGCCGGCUCUGGCAGUCAGGACCGUGGUACCCAGUCUACUGCCACUGCUGAGCCCGGAUCUGGCUCUGCCACUGGAAGCAGCAGCAGCGGCACCUCCACCUCUUCCGAGGGCGCUGCAGCUGGCCUGACUGUCCCUAGCCUGACCAUGGCUCCCGUUGUCGUCGGUGCGGUUACUCUCCUGUCCACCGUCUUCGGCGCUGGUCUCGUCCUUUUGUAA
Molecule: messenger RNA, 1359 nt
Organism: Aspergillus fischeri NRRL 181
Lineage: Eukaryota; Fungi; Ascomycota; Eurotiomycetes; Eurotiales; Aspergillaceae
Gene: gel1
Product: 1,3-beta-glucanosyltransferase gel1
Exons: 2
Coding region: 1-1359 (452 amino acids)
Biological process (GO): fungal-type cell wall (1->3)-beta-D-glucan biosynthetic process
Cellular component (GO): fungal-type cell wall; cytoplasm
Molecular function (GO): 1,3-beta-glucanosyltransferase activity
Source: RefSeq, a predicted model, not a curated record